Messenger RNA from Nicotiana tabacum (common tobacco), 5269 nucleotides. The record is from RefSeq and is a predicted model, not a curated record. Lineage: Eukaryota; Viridiplantae; Streptophyta; Magnoliopsida; Solanales; Solanaceae.
UUGUCUUUUCCAGUUUCAUGGGGUCUCUGCUCUUGUACAAGUUCUUAAUUACUGCUCACUCGAUUGUGCGUUUGAUCAUGUUUAUGUGCUGUCUGUGUAAAAUAUGUAGAAUAAACUAAGGGUUCAAAUCAUCAACCUGCUUAUUGCAUGUAUGCCGUUUUCAGGGGCUUUUCUUUAUUUAUGUUUGUUAGGAUGCUUACAAGUCAAAAUUUAUGGGGAUAUUAAUUAAUUACUUAAGUAAGAUCACCAUCUGCAAAUUUGUUUUGGAUAACAAGAGAACAAAGGGCUCAGAAGUGGUUUUAGGAUUUUUAAGUCCACAAAUGUGAAAUACCACCAACUACCCUUCUUUUACUGCAGGUGCGAAAUUAAUAAAAAAAUAUGUAUUUUUGAGUUUUCAUUAUGUAUAGAGGGGCCGAGUAGAAGGCACUGUGUUAACCACUAUAUAGGUUUCUUGGAUUCCGUCUGAUAAAAAAUGAAUCAGAAAUUAUAAGUCUGAACAGUUGUUAUGAACUAUCUUUACUUGAUUUCAUGCUUGCGGAACAAAAUAAUUGAUCAUGGUGUUUCUUUUUUGAGAAUGGUAACGGUAAAAUAGUUGAUCAUGGUAUUGAUCUCUGUCAACUAUACUUGGAUUUAGGGGUACUAACGAUUUUAUUAUAUCAAUUCGUAAAAAAAGCUAGAUGAUGUUUUGUGGUUUGUCUAAGUCAUGGUGAACAGAGUAACCUGGUACCUCUACUAUUGAGAGGUAAUAGGUACCUGGUACUUUAGUCAAGAUGCACCGAGUUGUCCCGAGUACAACCGUUGUUAAGAAAAAGAAUUUUAUUUUGCUAAGAGUAGUUUUUUUAGUAAAUAAAAAAGAUUCAUUGAUAAAGCAUCAAUGCAUUGUCAAAACCAUGACUAGCUUAUUUCUGUGUUGGGACUUUGAGAGUUUUACAACUAUUCUCGUCUUACUGACUUUCUUUUGGUUGGAUAAACCUAAAUAACUACCUACUUAAUAGUUUUAUGCCUAAGAUAAGGUUGUGUGCGUGGUGUUUCCAGUUUUAAUUUGAUAGUGAUUAGUCACUUAUAUAUGAAUGUGUUGUGACUUAGAAAUGUCUACAUUAAUAAAUGAAAGGUUUGAAUCUGAUGAUAGCUCUCCAUGAGAAAUUUGCAAACUACAAGUUUCCCAACCAUUUUACUGUAGGUGACUUUUGUUUGGAUAAACCUGAAUAACAAUAUAAUAUAUAGUUGAUCUCAUUCUCAUGUCAUAUUGGAAGGUUACAUUCUCCCAUAGAACCUUAUCAUCAUUUGUAAGUAGGUGACAUUUCAUAGAAGUAUGCACACAACCCCUAGCAAAGACACAAUUACAUGAAAGCAUGUCUUUAUUGGUCUAUAACUAAGUAGACCAAAUGACCAAUCAUGUAAAGUCGCGAUGCUUAUCCUUCACAAGUAGUACAACGAAUUUUAAAAUUUAGAAUGAGAGAAGCACUAGAAUUUCCUCAGUAUUGAUUAGUUGGAGAAUUCAUAAAGUUUCUUUUUAUCGCCUAAAACCUAGCAAACUUUGUGUGGGAUACGACAGAGGUUGCUCCACUGCUAAGAGCAUCCAUUUUCAUCUCGGGAAUUUGAGUUAUCCAAGGGAAAGGCAAAAACCAUUGAUAGCCCUUACUGAAAAGGAUGUAAAUGAGGUUCCCAAGAAAUUUGGGGGUAUUAAAAAAUGGCCAACUUAGAACACCUUCAGCCUCUUGUAUGUGAGAAUGGGACUUCAAUAAUUAAAGCUGGAUUUGCUGGUGAUGAUGCUCCAAGGCUGUAUUUCCUAGUAUUGCUGGUUGACCACAGCACACUGGCGUUAGGUUUGGGAUGGAUCAUUUGGAAUUUUAUGUUGGUGAUGCAACCAACUCAAGGAGGGGUAUCCUCACCUUGAAAUACCCAACUGAGGAUGGAAUAGUAGGCAACUGGGAUGAUACGGAGAAGAUCUGGUAUCACAUCUUUUAAAAUGAGCUAGGUGUCAAUCAACCGAACCCUGUGCUGCUCUCUGAAGCACCUUUGAAUCCUAAGGCUAAUAGAAAUAAAAUGAUCCAAAUCAUGUUUGAAACUUUCAACGUGCCUUCCAUGUACCUUCCAUGUACGUUGCUAUUCAGGUUAUCUUGUCUAUUUAUCCCAGUGGCCAAAUCACAGGUGAGAAACGAGUCCUACCCUUACUAUAAAAUCAGAUUUUGAUGGGUUAAAUAAGGUGAUUUUUGGAAGUUACUUUUAUUAAAUUCAUAUAACUCUGAGAUGAAGAAGCCAGUGGUCUUGGCUCAUUUUAAGUUUUGUCUUUUGUUGCUAACUUGGUUUUUAUUUGUAUCUUGUCUAAUGGAUGUAAAGCUUGUUCUUUUAUGCUUUAGGGAAUGAUUGACAAGAAUGUAUUAUAACUUCCAAAUAUCAACUUUUAACUCUCAUCAUGAAGUGCAAUGCAGAUCUUAGGAAGGAUUUUUAUGAUAACAUUGUCCUUAGUGGUGAAGGAACUACAUUUCUUGAUAUCACUGAUUGUUGAGCAAGGAAAUUACCGCCUUGCAGCUCCCAGUAGCAUGAAGAUCAAGGUGGUGGCACCCCCUGAAAGGAAGAACAGAGUCUGGAUUGGAGGAUCAAUUUUAGCUUCUCGCAACACCUUCCAACAGGCAUACAAGGAUCAUUGCAAGUUAGUCACCUGGAAAACAGACAUUUUUACUCUUCAAUGGUGCUUUACCCUUCGGAGGAAGUCCAAAAUAUUAGUCAUUAUAGGUGUAGCAGCAGGAAAGAAGCUAGAUAUUUGAGGUGGGAGACUCCAAGGCCACCAUUGAAUCCCUUCCAUACCAUACCUUGCAAUUGGGUCAAACAGAAUUGGACCUUCUGGAUUCUGUUUGUGCUCGCAACAAAGGUGGAAACAGUUAAAGAUUCUGCUGCUGCUGAUGAAAAACUAGCGGGUUAGGAAAAAGUGUCCAUGGGCAUAUUGUAGGUGGGAGAGAUUUAAAGGUGUCACCAUGGCAGUGGGUAAGCUGGAAAGGUAAGAUGGUGAACUUUUAUUUGCUGUUGUUUCAUACAUUGGAGAGGAUGCUUCUUCCAUCUUCAGCAGUAUCGGAACAAAGCAUUCAUUAGUUUUACCAAAGAAGAAGUGGAAGGCUAUCGCAUAUUCCAAUGCCUGAGAAAGAUUGUAAAAGAUGCAAGACUUGGUGAUAUACUGUGGCGAGGUACUUAUUUUGAGGUUGCUGAACAUCCACCUCUUGUAGAUUUGGUGGAUGUUUCUGAUAAUGCUGAGGACGAUGUUAGGAAAACUUUUAGCUUGGAACAUUUGUUUUACCAUUUUAGAUUUCUGAAUCGAAUUUUACCUUCCUCUUUAUUAGUAUCUUCAAUGACCCUUGUGGUUGGUUUAUAACACUGACAAUGAUUCUGAUGCUCCGAGCUUCCUGUAGUCAGGUCCUCUAAGCCUCACAGCUUCGAGAGAUGCUGGCAUGGAAGGUCAAAGCAAUGACAGCAGAGAUGAUUAUACACUUGAUGAAGUCUUAAUAUGUCAUAGGAUCCUGACAGAGGAAGAAUUACGAGGAAGAACUUGAAUUCCUGGGUCCUCGUAGUUCCUCGAAACUCUUGCCUCGUAGUGGAGAGAAAAUGCUCAUUGACCUCUAGAUGUAAAUCAAGUUCUUGCUGGUACUGGGGAGGGAGAGAAGGCUAGAGAAUUGCUGGGUCAUAGGUAGCUCAACUUGGCUGGAAGAAGCUCUAUAACUUCAGAAUGUGAUGUUAGAACUAGAAAGAAGCAACUUGAGUGGUAAAAAAAGUCAACCACAUCAAGGACAAGGAUCUGCGGGAGUUGAGAAAAGAAAAGGAGUGCAUGAUGCUUGAGAAUUAAUUGUCUGGAAUUGGAGAUAAAACAACAAGAAAUGGAUGCUCAAUCCAAGUGUAUAUCAGCUGACAUUUUGCUGUUUUUGUUUCAGAUCAAUGCAAGUUAAUCACCAACAAAGCGAUUCCCCUAACCAGGGCUCAGGGGAUUUGCAGCAUGCUCUGGAAGGUGCCGCAUCCUUUGGUUUUAGCAACAUGCAUGACAUGAACCAACAAGUGUUGUCUCUAGAUGCUAUCGAAACCAGUAGACUUGAUGUGUAUGAAGCUUAUAAUGAGAGGUCAGAUGAUGUAGAAGAAGUCACUGUACGUCGUGAAGAGAAACCGCCAGUUGUGUAUCGGCGUACAAGAUGGAAGAUGAAUAAAGAGAAACAGCCUGUUGUAUACAGUCGUAUGAAAUGGACAGAUGAGAUGGUUAAGCUUUUGAUCACUGCUGUUUCUUACAUCGGAGAAGAUGUUUGGUCCAAUGGGAUAUUCCCAAAGAAAGGUAAAUGGAGGGCUAUUUCCAAUGCUAUGGCUGAAAGUGGUCAUCAUGUCUCACCUCAGCAGUGUGAGGAUAAGUUUAAUGAUCUGAACAAAAAGUUCAAGAGACUGAAUGAUAUUCUUGGGAGAGGCACUGCAUGUUGUGUUGUGGAGAACCCUGGCCUUAUGGAAAUGAUGGACCUGACUCAUGAUGCGCAGGAGGAAGUGAAGAAGCUUUUAAGUAGCAAACAGUUGUUCUAUCAAGAAUUGUGCUCAUACAACAACCAAAAUAGAUUAUUCCUUCCCGAUGAUCGGGAACUCCAGCGAUCUGUGCUGUUGGCUCUCAAACGUAAGGACAGGUAUGAGCCUGAAUAUGUUGUGCAGGAUAUGUCUGCAAAGAGAAAGAUAGUCGGGGAAGAAAGAGUUUCCAAUGUGGUCUGUGCAUUCAUUAAUUCAGAUUGUAAUGUGCUUAAUCCCAACAGCAAUGGGAUUCAUGAUUAUACUAACAAUGAGGAGGCAGAGACAUUGCAGAAUGAGCAGCAGAUUAUGCAUCAGUUACUGCAGUUGGAAGAACAGAAGUUACAAAUUAAGGCCCAAAUUCUGGAACUGGAGAAGCAGAGAGUCAAGUGCCUGAGGUUCCGCCGGAGAGAAGACAGGGAGCUACAAGAACUGAAGCUGGAAAAUAAGGCUAUGAUGCUUGAGAAUAAGCGCAUGGAGCUUCAGCUCAAGCGCUGUGAAACAAGUCUUCAGACUGAAUAAUCUAUUAGCAUAUGUUUUAGCAAGGCGCCACAUGCUGCAGAAUACGCAGUCUGUAAUUUUCUUUCUAUUAGUAAGCCCUUGCCUGUUACCCUUACAACGUACCUUUUGUCUCCUGCUUCCUGUUUGCUUUCUUUUGGUGUAAGACGCAAAGUCGUAACUUUCAUGGUGUGGUAGUUGAUUUAUCCUGUUGACACUUUGUUGGGUGUUUGCUACAUGAAAUCUUUAA